AUGGUAGACUUGGCAUUACAACCAUGGGGAAAAUAUGAAGUUCUUUGGGAGAAAAAAACCAAUGUAAUAUUUGUAUAUGGAGAACGUCCAUCCUUUCAGAUUAUAAGGAUAUUUUUGUUUCUAACACCCAUUAUGGAAUGGCCUCCUCUUGGUAAAGUGUGGGUUGUUACAUCCCACUGGGAUUUCACAUCCACGCCCUAUCAAAAGACAUGGGAUAUGCAAACCUUCCAUGGUUCCAUAACAUUCACUGCUCACUCAAAUCAGCCACCAGGUUUCCAAAGGUUUAUUGAGGGGGUUACCCCAUUUAGGGUGAAAGAAGAUGGAUUUAUCCAGGACUUCUGGGAACAGACAUUCAGCUGUUCAUUAAAGAAGCAGGAGGAAGAUGAAACAGAAACAUGCACUGGGGAGGAGAAGCUGGAGAGCAUUCCUGGUAUUUUGUUUGAAAUGAAGAUGGCUGGCCAUAGUUACAGUGUCUACAAUGCUGUCUAUGCUGUGGCACAUGCUUUGCAUGACCUAUACAGGUUGAGAUUGAAGCAUAGAAGAUUGUUGCGAGAUGAGAGAUUCUUAUUUCAGAAUGUGCAACCAUGGCAGGUCCAUCACUUUCUAAGGGGCAUCAUAUUCAAUAAUAGUGCUGGAGAAACAAUACGUUUUGAUGACAAUGGAGAAUUAGUUUCAGGUUUUGAUGUUACAAACUGGAUGAUGUUUGCCAAUGGCUCGGUGAUUAGAGUGAAAGUUGGCAGACUAGAACCUCAGACACUUCCAGGCAAAGAGUUGAUGAUUCAUGAUGAUCAAAUUGUCUGGCACCAAACCUUUAAUCAGGUGCUCCCAGUUUCUGUGUGCAAUGACAAUUGCUAUCCUGGCUACAGCAGAAAAAAGAAGGAGGGAGAGAAAUUUUGCUGCUAUGAUUGUGUUCCAUGUCCAGAAGGGAUGAUUUCUCACCAGAAGGACAUGGAUGCCUGCAUCAAAUGUCCAGAUAGCCAGUACCCCAAAGAGGACCAAACUCACUGCAUUCCAAGGGUUCUAAGCUACCUCUCCUACAAAGAAGACUUGGGGAUCAUCUUAGUUAUCAUGGCUAUUUCUUUCUCUUUCAUCACCACUUUAGUCCUUGGAACUUUCAUGAAACACAACAACACUGCAAUAGUCAAAGCCAACAACCAGACCCUCACCUACAUCCUCCUGACCUCCCUCAUCCUUUGCUUUCUUUGCUCCUUUCUCUUCAUUGGACAGCCUGGAAAGGUGACAUGCCUUUUCCAACAAGCGGCUUUUGGCAUCAUCUUCUCUUUGGCUCUUUCCUCUGUAUUGGCAAAGACCAUCACUGUGGUUCUGGCAUUCUUGGCAAGCAAACCAGGUGCCAGGAUGAGAAAAUGGGUUGGCAAAAGAGUGGGAAAUUCUAUUGUUCUUUCCUGCACUUUCCUGCAAGCUGGUGUUUGCAGUCUGUGGUUGAGUAUUUCCCCUCCAUUCCCAGAUACAGACAUGCACUCAUUGGAUGGGAAAAUCAUACUUCAAUGUAACGAGGGUUCAACUGCCAUGUUUUACUGUGUCUUGGGUUAUAUGGGUUUCCUGGCCAUUCUCAGUUUCAUUAUGGCUUUCCUAGCCAGGAAGUUGCCUGACAGCUUCAAUGAGGCCAAGUUCAUCACUUUCAGCAUGUUGGUGUUUUGCAGUGUUUGGUUAUCCUUUGUUCCAACCUACUUGAGCACCAAAGGAAAAUACAUGGUGGCUGUGGAGAUCUUCUCCAUCUUAUGUUCCAGUGCUGCAUUACUGGGCUGCAUCUUUUUUCCAAAAUGCUACAUCAUUGUGCUGAGGCCUGAGCUGAACAACAGGGAACAAUUAAUACGGAAAGCAAAAUGA
Messenger RNA from Zootoca vivipara (common lizard), 1848 nucleotides. RefSeq names its product vomeronasal type-2 receptor 26-like. The record is from RefSeq and is a predicted model, not a curated record. Lineage: Eukaryota; Metazoa; Chordata; Lepidosauria; Squamata; Lacertidae. Gene Ontology annotation, molecular function: G protein-coupled receptor activity. Gene Ontology annotation, cellular component: plasma membrane. Gene Ontology annotation, biological process: G protein-coupled receptor signaling pathway.